Molecule: messenger RNA, 2493 nt
Organism: Rana temporaria (common frog)
Lineage: Eukaryota; Metazoa; Chordata; Amphibia; Anura; Ranidae
Gene: KLF2
Product: Kruppel like factor 2
Exons: 3
Coding region: 341-1465 (374 amino acids)
Biological process (GO): regulation of transcription by RNA polymerase II
Molecular function (GO): DNA-binding transcription factor activity, RNA polymerase II-specific; RNA polymerase II cis-regulatory region sequence-specific DNA binding
Source: RefSeq, a predicted model, not a curated record
CUGUUCCUCCAGUCGCAGACUGCUGUGAACUGAGAAGGGUUUAUAUAGUGCUGCUAAAUUUAGGCUGAGCGGAGCGGUCAGCCUCCUUAUCCUGAACGUGUUUCCUCCUCUCUUCGCAAUUGGUUUGGUGCUUGCCCCCCGUGCCUUUAUUUAGAAUCUAGGCCCCCUCUCAGCGGCAUGAAAACUUCUUCUUUAUUCCUAUUGCACACAACUUGAUGCACUCACACCUCUCUCCAGGAACCUUUAUGGAGACAGACUUUAGCUUCGUUUAGCUGCACUUUACCUCACGUCUUCUCCUUCUAUUACCGCCAACCCGACCCGCUGGAAGAAGGGACAAGACAUGGCUCUAGCCGACACUAUCCUACCUUCUUUCUCUACGUUCUCUAACCAAGAUAAAUGGAAGGCUGCCUAUGAUUCCAAGACAACGCACAGCAGUUGUAUUGUGUCUGAUGUGAUGCAUAACACAGACCUGUUUUGCUCUAAGAAAGAAGAUGAAGACUUAAAUAAUGUCCUGGAAUUUGUUCUGUCUAUGGGAGCAGACAGAAACAUCCAAACGUGUGAAGACUAUUCGCUGUCAUCUCCUGAAUCUUGCACUUACUACCAAACAACCCCUUCUCCAGGGGGCUACAGCACCGACCACAGUCCUCCACCAUACACUUCAACAAGCCUCAUGACUGAGUUGAUGAGAUCUGACAUGGACAACUACUGUCCUCAAAACACUGUUCAGGGGAGGUUUUUUGUAUCUUCAGCUUUUGACUUUACAGACUCCAUCAAAGUAGAGCCACCUAUGGACGCUUAUGGACCUGUUAUGGGUUUGGUUCCCCAGUCAUGUUCAAAAAUUAAGCAGGAAGGUAGCACUGCUUGCAUGAUGGCAUAUGAUCAACCAAGGCUAGCAAAUUCUCCACAAAUGGGUGGCAUUGACACUCCACCUAUGAGCCCAGAUGAACUAAUGCUAAAUGAGUGCCAGACUCGGCUUAUGUGCCAUCCAACCCUGCCAUACUCGCACGGAUAUCAGAAUACAGCAGCUUUCCAUCAUCCAUCUUCCAUCCAGUAUCAGAGUGCAUCACAGUACAGUCUGUAUGAGGACAGUUUAUCUAUGCAGCCAUCAGCCAACCGAGGUGUGCUGACUCCUCCAUGCUCUCCUCUAGAAAUCCUAGAUGCCAAACCAAAGAGAGGGCGCCGAUCAUGGCCCAGAAAGAGAACAGCAACACAUACAUGCUCUUAUGCUGGCUGUGGAAAGACGUAUACCAAAAGCUCUCAUCUCAAAGCACAUCUCCGCACACAUACUGGUGAGAAACCUUAUCACUGCAAUUGGGAAGGUUGUGGAUGGAAAUUUGCCAGGUCCGAUGAACUGACACGCCACUUCCGCAAACACACUGGGCACCGACCUUUUCAGUGUCACCUGUGCGACCGUGCCUUCUCCCGGUCAGACCACUUGGCGCUGCACAUGAAGAGGCAUAUGUAAAAUCUUGGCAGCUGUGAAGCAGUAUGGGGUGACACAACCACAUAAACUUUCCAUUGUGAACCUGUUGGGGUCCCACUAUAGCUGGUACUGCAGGAUGGGGGCAAGAUGCCUUCUGUAACUCUAGUGGACCUUGAAAAGAAUGACUUGAUUCAAAGAAAAACACAGGCUGGACCUAAUAACUUGAACUUGUGCAUUAACUGGAAUGCCUCUUGGAUGGGGGUUGCCUAAAUAUGUUGGUAGCUAUGUAUCAGUCCUUAAUGAUUGUUAAACACUUUGCUUGCGUAAGAGCAGCAAAAAGUAUUUUAAAGGGCAUUGAAAGUAUACAGUGGGAUUAGAAACCCUAGUUUCAUUUUGUGAUGCAAACUAUCUCAGUGUUUUUUUUUGGGGGGGGGGGAGGGGUUUCCUCAGAUUUUUCUCCCGUUAAGUGCCCUUUCCAGGUCCUAUUACUCUAGUGUGCAACUCUAUCACACCACCAUCUGAUGGUUUAUUUGUGAUGCUACUUAGUUACUCUAGGGUAUAAGAUCUGGCUUCAGUCUUCCAGGAGAAUUAAAACUAUAUAAAGAUAUUCUGUACUGUAUAAUGCAAAGGAACGUGCCUUUUUGUUCUUGUACAUUCCAUUGUUGAGGAUGUGGAUUGUAACUGCCUAAUAUGAGACAAUGUUUAUAUGAAACUGCCAUAUUCUUGACUCUCCUUUGACAGGAUAAACAUUUGAGUAUCCAAAAACGUUUUGUUAAAUAUAUAAACUGCAUUAAGAACUUUUUUCUUUUCAGUUGGAAUAUAUUUUUAUAUAAACAGUGUGUUUGGUCACUUUACACUAUAAAACUGCAGGGCUAGAGGUCUUGCUUAAAAAACCUUUUUAUAUAAUAUAUAUUUAUGUGUAAUUAUACACUUCUGUAAAUUUGUACAAUGACCAUGUACAGUGUAAAUAUAUUGACAAAUGGCAUAUUGCUGUGUUUUUUUGUUUUUUUUUUAAAGCAGGGAAAAGUCUUUAAAUGAUCUGCCUUUUUUAAUAAAAGAAAUUAAUGGAA